Erinaceus europaeus (western European hedgehog) is the source of this 3592-nucleotide messenger RNA. It is a transcript of the gene SPICE1, whose product is annotated as spindle and centriole associated protein 1. Gene Ontology annotation, cellular component: centrosome; centriole; spindle. NCBI's taxonomy places the organism in Eukaryota, Metazoa, Chordata, Mammalia, Eulipotyphla, Erinaceidae. Gene Ontology annotation, biological process: metaphase chromosome alignment; regulation of centriole replication; mitotic spindle assembly. The transcript has 18 exons. The record is from RefSeq and is a predicted model, not a curated record. The coding region runs from base 178 to 2757 and encodes 859 amino acids.
UGGUCACCUGUGGCGGGCUGAGAGCUUCCUGGAGCCUGAAGUUUUAGUGGCGGUGGAGACUGGAGUCCAGAAAACAACAAACCAGAUGUCAUUCAUCAGAGUGAAUCGUUAUGUUCCUCGGGGAGGAGGAAGGAAAGCACUGAAAGUAAAGAAGAAGAAAAUGCCAGUAAAACAAGAAUGGGAUGGGGAAGAUGCUUUCUGUGCAUUGAAACAAUGCUGCAGAGUACCGUGAAUGAUCUAACAGUACAUCGGGCAACUCCUGAAGACUUGAUACGUCGUCAUGAAAUACAUAAAUCAAAGAAUAGAGCAUUAGUACACUGGGAACUUCAAGAAAAAGCAUUGAAGAGAAAAUGGAGGAAACAGAAACCAGAAAUUUCUAAUCUUGAGAAAAGGAGAUUAUCUAUCAUGAAAGAGAUUCUUUCUGAUCAAAUCCUGAUGCAGGAUGCAUUGAAACAAUCUGAUCACUUGAUGACUGCAGUGAAAGAUCUCUUUGUUGAUUAUCCUCGUAUGCGCACAGGAUUUCCUAAUGUUACAAUGGCUCCUGAUUCUUCUCAGGGUCCCAUUGUAGUAAAUCAAGAUCCUGUUACUCAAGUUCCUGUCAUGGCGUCUCAGGCUCUUAAUGAAGUAGAUGACGACGACGACGAUGAUGAUGAUGAUGAUGAAGGAACUGUUCACAGCCAGACAGAAGACAAUGAGAAUGAACUAGAUAAAUCCCUAAACACUCAGUCUAACAUGACUACAGACAGAUUUCUCCAUCAACUAAAGGAAGAUAAUUCUGAGUUAAUAAACAAACUGUGGACUGAUGUUCAGCAGAAAAUAGCAACACAGUCACAAAUAACAAUCCCGUCAGGAACUCCAUCAUCAUCUGCUUCUCCGUCAGGGGAACAAAAAGUUGCUCUAAAUGCUACUGAUGCUGUUAAGAAAAUCCACCUUAGACUUCAGUCUGAAGAAUCUACUGAGAGUCUAGACUCAAGCUAUGGUGUAGAAAAAGUGCUGAACACAAGAAAGCAAAAACAACUAGUAAAUAAAGUGAAAAGAAAACAGGAUUUGCAUGAUCCUUCCAAACAGAAGAACAAGAUGCUAUCAGCUAGCACAGCCUCCACAGACCCUGGUUGCAGUAACCCCAGCCUGGAUGUCCUUAAACACAUGAUACAUGAAGUGGAACAUGAAAUGGAAGAAUAUGAACGGUGGACAGGACGUGAGGUCAAGGGAUUGCAGAACAGUCAGGGACUUACAGGUUUCACUUUAUCGCUGGUGAGCUCUCUCUGUCGCCUGGUUCGGUACCUUAAAGAGAGUGAACUUCAACUACGUAAAGAAGUAGAGACAAGGCAGCAACUGGAACAAGUAUUAGGUGAUCAUCGAGAGCUCAUUGAUGCUCUGACAGCUGAAAUUCUUUUUCUUAGAGAAGAAAAUACUACUAUCCAGGCAAAACUUCAACGGUACAUGGCUUCAACAGAUGAGCAACUUAAAUCACUCACACAGGCCAUUAAGAACUGUUCUGUGGUAAAUAAUAUCAAUGAAAAACAGGCAUCAGAAAGAGGAGUCACAAGUGGAAGGAUUAUAGAUAAUCCAGAAGGUUCAGCCAUAAAUGCUGAUCUCUCCAUACCGUUAACGUUCAGAGCAGAAGAGGUGGUUGAAUUUGCACAGGAAGAUUUGCCUGUUAAACUGUCCCAGGUGCCAAACCUUCCAGAUAAUGUGAAUCUGACCAACAAUUUCCCAACACAUAUCUUUGAGCCUGCUGUGUUGUUAACACCACCUAGACAAAAGAGUAACUCAGAAUUCUCUCCUCUGCAGGAUGUUUUGAGAAGAACUGUUCAAACACGCCCUGCUCCACGAAUUCCUUCAGCUGUGGAAUUAAUUGAGAAGGAUCAAAAUUGGGAAAAGAAGACCUUAUCUUCUCCACCAGCCAUUCUGAAUUCAAAUGAAGAGAGUCGUCUGUUCACUCAGAGAUGGAGGGUAUCUCACAUGGGAGAAGAUGUGGAGAACAAAACUCAAGCUCCUUUUGUUAAUAUCUCACAACCCCUCUGCAGUUCCCAUUCAAACACUCAGCAGCUGAGAAACACUGUAUUCUUAGACGAGCCCCCAGUUUUGGGAGAUGGACAACAGCUUAAAACAAAUGAGACAUUAAUGCAAAGAAAGGACAUCAUGGCACGAAUUGCUGAGUUGACACUUCAGAAUUCAGCUAUCAAGGCACAUCUGAACAAUAUUAUUGGACCAGGGGGAGAGCAAGGGGAUGGGCUUGGGGAGUUGAACAGACAGGAGCCAAGUUAUGCAAGUGACAUGACUACUACAUUUCCAGUAGCACACCCUCUAACACCAAGUAGCAUGGAGGAACGGAUUGCAGAAUUGAAUCGACAAAGUAUGGAGGCCCGUGGAAAACUCUUACAGUUGAUAGAGCAGCAGAAACUUAUUGGUUUGGAUGCUUCCUCUCCACUGGUAUCACCUGUUCAGUCACCUCUCAGACCAUGGACUGAAGGAGAAAAGAGGACAAUUGAGGUGUCUAUUCCAGGAGCAGAAGCCCCAGAGAGCUCCAAAUCCAGUACUGUCUCUCCUACCAGUGGAGUGAAUGCCAGAAGAAUGAGAAGCAAAACGAAGAAGGCUGGUUUGCUCUUUCUACCCAUGUGUCAUAAAAGUCCUUUGUUCUCAACAAUAUAUUCUUGGGCUUCUACUCCCUGUUACCUGCUCCUACUUUCAAGUUUUUAUGUUCUUCAUUUUUAUAAAGCUUACAGAAUUCUUGUAGUACUUAUAUCCCAUUAGACUUUGUCCUAAUGGAAAAAAAGAAAUAAAACAACUGAUUUUUGAUCUUUUCAAACAGAUUUCCAACAGCCAACCAAUAUGCAACCUCCUGUGAAUAAAAUUCACUAUAGGGAAAUUAAAGUUUUAUAUUCUAAUAAUUUCACUAGCAUUUUGAAGUAUAUAAGUUUUGUAAAUUAAUAUUUUGUCAUGUUUAUUCAGUUUUUUUUCUGUUUUAUUGUUAAUCUAUCAUUUUGAUUUUCCUUUUUUUGAGAACUAAGUUGUUUUGCACAUAACUUGUAGUGAAAUGACUCUAUAUCAUUAAAGUCUUUCAGAAAAAACUUAACAUCCCCCUUUGGUUUCCUUAUUAAUGAAAAGUCACUAUAGUCCAUCAAACGAAAUGUACAAGUUUAAAAAGUAGAUGUGAAGUAUUUGUAUUGUUGUGUAAAUAUCAUCAAUAAGAUUUCCAUACAUGCAAUAAAUAUUGAUCAUUGAAUUCAAAUGUUUUAUUUAUUAGCAUAUUAAUGUUUGAAACAUAAUGGAUUACAAAAAGUUAACAAUUUUCCUAGCCUUGAAAUUACUAAACAUCUAGGGGAAGUUUUUCUUAUUUUCGUUUGGCUCUCAGACAUUAGUUUCUAUUUUAAACCUGCUUUUUAAAAUUAGCUCUGUCCCUCAAUUCUAGGAAUUCUCAACCUAAGUAAGAGUGGUAUAGGAAGAAAUACUGAAACUUCUUUGUGGAACUUUCUUACAAUAUUUUUCCUUCUUACUCUGUAAUUCAUUAUUCUAUGAAGUAGCCUAUACAACUUUUAUUUGGUCCUUUUCAUGAUUGUAUUGGCAAAAAUAAAAUAAUUUCUUUUGA